Molecule: messenger RNA, 635 nt
Organism: Paramecium octaurelia
Lineage: Eukaryota; Ciliophora; Oligohymenophorea; Peniculida; Parameciidae
Source: the annotation of a GenBank genome assembly
CUUUGCGAUUCUAGAAUUAGGGUCGUAAUUUAAAAAAAAUAACAAAAUGUAUCGCUAUAUAUCAGAAUAAGGAUUCAAAACUCCAGCUAUAAUCAAUUCCCUAAAAAUAUUUGUCAGAGAUUUCAAAGAUGUUUCAUCAAUUUAAGCAACUAAAUUGAAUUCAGAAGAAAUCGCAUCAGCACUUGAAAUUCACUCACUAUAAUGGCAUCCAACGAAGGACACAACAAGAAUAAAGAAAGAAUUUAAGUUUAAUUCAUUUAAAAAGACAUUUGCAUUUAUGGGAUCCAUUUCAGCAGUUGCUGAAGAAAUGCAUCGUAUUAUAUUUAAUCUAAAUAUUUAUUAGAUUAUCCAAAAUGGACCUAAAAAGAAAAUGUUGUCAAUGUGGAAAUUACUACAAACGAUUGUUCUGGCAUUUCAGUAAAGGACAUUCUCUUAGCUUUUACAAUGGAUUAAUUGGCUAUGGAAAUCAAAAAUACUUAAAUUACAUCUGUUUGUGACAGUCCAAAGGUUGUGGAUUCUCAAAUACUAAAUGCUUGGAACUAAAACUUCUCGAAAACCGAAGAGAUUCUAUAGAAUCUUCAAAGGAAUGCUGCCCAACUAUGAUAUAUAUAUUACAUAUAUUUUAAUUAUCACAC